This is a messenger RNA of Myripristis murdjan (pinecone soldierfish), 2355 nucleotides long. It is a transcript of the gene aldh3b1, whose product is annotated as aldehyde dehydrogenase 3 family, member B1. The coding region runs from base 316 to 1734 and encodes 472 amino acids. The transcript has 10 exons. NCBI's taxonomy places the organism in Eukaryota, Metazoa, Chordata, Actinopteri, Holocentriformes, Holocentridae. Gene Ontology annotation, molecular function: aldehyde dehydrogenase (NAD+) activity; 3-chloroallyl aldehyde dehydrogenase activity. Gene Ontology annotation, cellular component: cytoplasm. The record is from RefSeq and is a predicted model, not a curated record. Gene Ontology annotation, biological process: aldehyde metabolic process.
GAUUCAGGUUGGAGCUUCCCUGAGCAGCACGCAGGGGCGUUAGAGACGUUAGACCGGGUGUAGACGCGCUUAGCCUUGGGGAGUAGACGUUAACGUUUGCUGCUGUUGAUAUUAAACUGAACAAGGGCCAAAAAUAUUCCAUGCUGAGGCAAGAGUACUUAACGUGUAACAUGUAAUAUGCAACUACGGAUUACUGCAGUGCUCAGCGAGUGCAUUUGUUAAAGUUACCUGUCGUUCAGAGACCGGCUCACGCCAAACUCCAUUGGAAGAAAGGUGCAUUUCAGUGCUGCCUUGCGUACCGGCGAAGGUGAAGGAAUGGACACCCACAGCCAGGUUAUCAACAGGUUACGGACAACAUUUCGUUCAGGCAAAACGUUACCUGAAGAGUUUCGGCGAGAGCAGCUCUCCAACCUUCUCUCAUUGGUCAAGGAUAAUGAGCAGCUGAUUAUAGAUGCAGUCUACAAGGACCUCAGAAAGCCAAAAUUCGAGGCAGUCCUGUCAGAGAUCGAAAUGUGCCGUAAUGAGCUGUACUGCGCCAUUGAUAACUUCAGUAGCUGGAUGAAGCCAGAAUAUGUGAGCAAACACCUGGCCGUCAAGCUGGAUGACUGCUUUGUACGGAGGGAACCAUUAGGAGUUGUUUUAAUCAUUGGGGCAUGGAACUACCCGUUCCAACUUAUUCUCAUACCGCUGAUUGGAGCCAUCGCUGCAGGAAACUGUGUGAUUGUCAAGCCAUCAGAAGUCAGUGCGGCUACUGAGAGUUUGAUCGCAGAGCUCAUCCCCAAAUACCUGUCUCAGGACUGCUACACAGUCGUUUGUGGAGGAGCAGAGGAGACAAAGGCGCUUCUGGAGAAUCGAUUUGACCACAUCUUCUACACGGGUUCCCAGGCUGUAGCACGCAGCAUCCUGCAGGCAGCCUCCAUCCACUUGACCCCAGUCACUUUGGAAUUGGGUGGCAAGUGUCCAUGCCUCAUCUACGGCCGGGUGAACAUCGCUGCUGCUGCCCGCCGCUUGGUAUGGUCCAAGUUUUUCAACACCGGCCAGAGCUGUGUUGCACCAGACUAUGUUCUGUGCACACGGGACGUCCGUGAUGCCCUGCUGCCUUUUCUGCGUGAGACCCUGGAGGAGUUUUACAGCAAGGAGCCUCAGACGAAUCUAGACCUGGGCCGCAUUGUGACCGAUCGUCACUGGACCCGUUUGAUGGAUCUGCUACACAAGUCCCGGGGCAAGGUGGUUCUGGGAGGGGAGAGCCAUCAGGAGGAGAAGUAUAUAGCUCCCACAGUGUUGGUGGAUGUGGAGGAAGAUGAUGUUCUGAUGGAGGAGGAGAUUUUUGGCCCUAUCCUGCCCAUCCUCACUGUUGAGUCUCUGGAAGAAGGCAUCGACUUCAUCAACCGCAAAGAGAAACCGUUGGCCCUCUACGUUUUCUCUGAAGAAUCCUCUGUAGUGAACACGGUGAUGGAGAAGACCAGUAGUGGAGGCUUCUGCUCUAAUGAUGGGAUGGUCCACAUGACUCUUCCAACCCUGCCCUUUGGAGGCGUAGGGGCCAGUGGUUGGGGCAGCUACCACGGCCGCUGGACCUUCGAGACCUUCAGCCACCGGCGGGCCUGCAUGCUGCGAGGCUGGGCGCUGGAGAGGCUCAACGUCCUGCGCUACCCACCUUAUACAGACAACAACCUGAGCUUGCUGUGCUGGACCGCCUCCGCCAAGAAAUCCUGGCCCAGCUGCUCCGUCAUGUGAUGCAGGCAAGGUGUGGAGAAGUGGAGCCUAAACGCUCCAUGUGUGUUUGUAAGAAUGAAUCACUUUGAGAUGAUGUCCACAUGUUGUUUUUGCAUUUAGUGUCUCUGUAUGUGCCCGUGUGUCUCAGUUUUUUAGCCACUGUCAGUGCUAUUGCUUCAGUCUUCACACUAUUCAUCUUAGAGGCUGAUCUCUGUGAUUAUAGCUCUUUUAAAUGUUAUUUUAUAUAUAUAUAUCACUAUAUAUCACUAUUACUGAUACUUAUUUUGUAUCUCCAGGUUUGUUUCAACUGGGCCAAAUUUCUCACUUUCUCACUUUUUCUUGAGUUGGUCUUUUAUUCAGGGUGAAAGCAGGUUUUGUUUGCACAUAUUUUAUAUCUGCAUCUGGAGCAAAAUAUUUUAACAAAUUUGACCUAUUAAAUCAUUGUAAUUCUUUUUAUACAACAGAUGUACUUUUUUUUUUCCUAUUAAUGCUUUUCAUAAAAUACUGAAAUUAAAAUUAGAAAUCUUAAAUAUGUUUUUGGUUGUCACAGUGGCUUGUGUAACCAUCUACAUUGUGUUGUGCUGUGAAGAAGAGACUCCUUUGAUGCUGAUACUGAGAAAUAAAAUUGAAUUGUACAUUGAA